UGGGGAGCCAAAAGCAUGAAACACCACCAUUUCGUACUCUUGCACGGCGCCUGCCACGGCGCAUGGAGCUGGUACAAGCUCAAGCAUCGGCUCGAGUUGGCCGGCCACUGCGUCACGGUGCUCGACCUGGCCGCCUCUGGCACCGACACCAAGUCCAUACACGACAUCCGCACGUUCCGCGAGUACACCGAGCCGCUGCUGGAGCUCAUGGCUUCGCUUGGCGCGCACGAGAGGGUGAUCCUCGUUGGCCUCAGCUUGGGCGGCUUGAACUUGGCUCUCGCUGCCGACAGGUUCCCGGAGAAGAUAUCCGUCGCUGUAUUCUUGGCGGCUUUCAUGCCGGACACCGCACAUCGGCCGUCGUAUGUGUUGGAAGAGUACUGUGCAAGGGCACCGGAGGGAGCAUGGCUAGAUACCCAGUUCGAGCCCAUAGGACAGCCCGACAAACCCUUAACAUCCAUGUUCUUCGGCCCUGACUUCUUGUCAUCCAAGCUCUAUCAAUUGUCUCCUCUCGAGGAUCUGGAACUCGGUAAGAUCUUGACGAGGCCAGGGUCGUUGUUCCUGGAAGACCUGAGCACGUCGAGCAACUUCACCUGCAAAGGGUACGGGUCGACGACACGGGUCUACGUCGUGUGCAGGCAAGAUGUGGGGAUACCCCUGGGGUUCCAACGGUGGAUGAUCGCGAACGGCGGGGCCCACCACGUCCUGGAGGUGGACGGUGCAGAUCACAUGGCCAUGCUUUCGAAGCCACAGGAGCUUUGUGAUUGUCUGCUGGAGAUUGGGGCCAAAUACGUAGGUGCCUAACGUUUGCUACGGCGUAGGAGGGGCUUCGGCUCUGUUCCGAUCGUUUGUGGUUCGGUUUUCUUCGGAUUCUUGUGUUUGGUCUGUGUUUCAUUUUCGGUUGUUGGGUCGAUUAGAGCAUCUGCUAUGUAGCGAGAACGCCGUUGGAGAGCAGUUGUGCUGUUUUAGCUUGCAGGUAAUCCAGAUCAUUUCUUUAUUU
This is a messenger RNA of Syzygium oleosum, 997 nucleotides long. Its product is annotated as salicylic acid-binding protein 2-like. NCBI's taxonomy places the organism in Eukaryota, Viridiplantae, Streptophyta, Magnoliopsida, Myrtales, Myrtaceae. The coding region runs from base 16 to 801 and encodes 261 amino acids. Gene Ontology annotation, biological process: jasmonic acid metabolic process; salicylic acid metabolic process. Gene Ontology annotation, molecular function: methyl jasmonate esterase activity; methyl indole-3-acetate esterase activity; methyl salicylate esterase activity. The transcript has 3 exons. The record is from RefSeq and is a predicted model, not a curated record.